Messenger RNA from Geodia barretti, 525 nucleotides. The record is from the annotation of a GenBank genome assembly. Lineage: Eukaryota; Metazoa; Porifera; Demospongiae; Tetractinellida; Geodiidae.
AUGGGUGAGGACAUCUUCUUCCCUUCUGUGACGAUGGAGGCGAUUAUUAAGCCGACCCUUGGCACACGAAAUCCCAUCUAUGACAAGUACAACUACGGCAUUCAAUUGCUCGAUAACGAUAAUGUUGGUAUCUGGAUUCGAGCGGACACGGCGAACGCCGCAAAGCAUUGGCCCUCCGCUUAUGUACCGUUUCCCACUGAUGGCGAGUGGCAUCAUGUCGUUGGGGUUGUUGAGAACAAAAAGUCCGUCCGAAUCUACCUGGACGGUGAGUUAAAAAAGACUACCCCGGCACCUGACCCAAUCAGUAUCGCUUACGGUGCCGCGCAAAAGCCGACAAUCGCCUACACACAGCAUUUAGGCGGUAUCUGGUACGCCGGUGCCAUUGACGAAGUUGCCAUUUUUGAAGGGGCGUUAAGUGAUGCCGACGUGAGGAGAUUGCAUACACUGGCGUUGGCAAUUGAAUACACUGGAAAACUGGCGGUAACUUGGGGCACACUCAAGCAGUCAAUGAUUGAACGGAACUAA